This is a messenger RNA of Aphanomyces astaci, 1737 nucleotides long. RefSeq lists its product as hypothetical. The coding region runs from base 1 to 1737 and encodes 578 amino acids. Gene Ontology annotation, molecular function: ABC-type transporter activity. The record is from RefSeq and is a predicted model, not a curated record. Lineage: Eukaryota; Oomycota; Saprolegniomycetes; Saprolegniales; Verrucalvaceae. The transcript has 4 exons. Gene Ontology annotation, cellular component: membrane.
AUGCGCCACUUAAUCUCGAACGAGAACGCUUGGGGACUGACCCAGCACAUCCACUGCCAUCCCUCGGACAAUCUGUGGCCGUCGAUCAUGAACCCAGAAAACACAAACAGUAGCGCCGCGAGACCGCACCCAACAGAAAGCGCCGCCAAUUGCAAGAGCGACCUUGCCGGUCGUAACCAGCAAUUGGUGGAGCAAGGCCAAGAGCUUGUACCUUUGAGAAAGAAUGCGCAUUCCAUUGGGACGCAAUUCGUUACGUUGCUGCAACGUCAAAGCGCCACGUAUUGGCGAAGUCCGUCGUACAACACGUCUCGGUUGGUGCUGAUGGUCGUGGUGCCGCUGAUCUUUGGCUCGGUCUUUCACGGGAUGGAGCUAACCACCAGCAUGGACGUGCUGAGUCAGCUCACGUUCAUCUUUGUGGCCACAUCGUUUUUGUGCAUUUCUAUGAUGACCACGUCCCUUCCGUUCGUGUCGCAAAGCCGCAAUGUGUUUUACCGCGAAAGUCAGUCUAACAUGUACGCCCCCGCAGCCCACUCCUUGUCGCUGGCGGUGGUCGAACUCGGCUACAGCGUCGUGCUGUCGUCUGUCUUCGUCCACUCAUUUUACUGGCUGUGUGGCCUCGACGGUCACUACACCAGGGCGUGGUUGUGGUUCUGGGCGUUCAUGACCAGCAGUGUGCUGCUGUGGUCGUACAUUGGCCAGCUGCUCGUGUUUUGGCUGCCGACGCCCCAGAUGGCCGAGCUCUUGGGCGGCGGCCUCGCGUCCUUGUCGUUCAUUUUUUCGGGGUUCAUGAUCGACGUCGAGACACUGGCGGUGGUGUGGCGGUGGGUGUACUGGAUCAGCCCGGUGCACUACAUGCUGGAAGGGAUCGUCAUGGCCCAAUACCACGACCAAACUGCCCCCGUCGUCGACGUUUUGACAAAGACAAACGUGGCCAUUCGCGACUUUGUCGAGGGGUUCUUUAACCACACGUUUUCACCCGACAUGAUUGGGCGCAACAUGGUCCUGCUCUGGGUGGUCAUUGGUGUGCUAACCACCAGCAUGGACGUGCUGAGUCAGCUCACGUUCAUCUUUGUGGCCACAUCGUUUUUGUGCAUUUCUAUGAUGACCACGUCCCUUCCGUUCGUGUCGCAAAGCCGCAAUGUGUUUUACCGCGAAAGUCAGUCUAACAUGUACGCCCCCGCAGCCCACUCCUUGUCGCUGGCGGUGGUCGAACUCGGCUACAGCGUCGUGCUGUCGUCUGUCUUCGUCCACUCAUUUUACUGGCUGUGUGGCCUCGACGGUCACUACACCAGGGCGUGGUUGUGGUUCUGGGCGUUCAUGACCAGCAGUGUGCUGCUGUGGUCGUACAUUGGCCAGCUGCUCGUGUUUUGGCUGCCGACGCCCCAGAUGGCCGAGCUCUUGGGCGGCGGCCUCGCGUCCUUGUCGUUCAUUUUUUCGGGGUUCAUGAUCGACGUCGAGACACUGGCGGUGGUGUGGCGGUGGGUGUACUGGAUCAGCCCGGUGCACUACAUGCUGGAAGGGAUCGUCAUGGCCCAAUACCACGACCAAACUGCCCCCGUCGUCGACGUUUUGACAAAGACAAACGUGGCCAUUCGCGACUUUGUCGAGGGGUUCUUUAACCACACGUUUUCACCCGACAUGAUUGGGCGCAACAUGGUCCUGCUCUGGGUGGUCAUUGGUGUGGUGCAGCUCCUCCUCCUGCGUUGCAUGACUGCCAUCAACCACACCACCCGCUAA